This is a messenger RNA of Mercenaria mercenaria, 11475 nucleotides long. RefSeq lists its product as uncharacterized. The transcript has 5 exons. Bases 609 to 6020 code for a protein of 1803 amino acids. The record is from RefSeq and is a predicted model, not a curated record. NCBI's taxonomy places the organism in Eukaryota, Metazoa, Mollusca, Bivalvia, Venerida, Veneridae.
AUUUUGUUUUUGUAGAGUACACCUUUGUAAUAGGAACAAGCAUCAUAAAAGAAAUGAUAUACCGUAGAGAUUCAAUGUACGACUGACCAAAAGUCAUAUUUAAUGUUCGACCAACCAAACAAAGUGUGGACAAGAGAAAGAACAUGAAAACCGUAACCUAAUAUCCCAGUUUAAACUGUAUUUAAGACUUUUUUUUUCUUUUUCCAAUUUUUGAGUACCGUCGCUACGUCCCUGGCCUUUCUAAAUCAACUUUGAAUCUAUGGUUACUGACGUAAGUAAAAUGGUUAAUAUGUUGAAAACCUACCCAGAUGCUUUUUACAGAUACAGAUCGCGUAUCUUCAGCAUCUUUUUUUUUUUUGUCACGUUACUUCGGACACUUUUAAAAAAGUACAAAAAUACCCUUUUCAAACCAGGCAAAGCGUAUAUAAAAUUUUAAACUUGUUUCUUUUAUCUUCCUUAUUCCUUACCGCUAUGUCGACAUGUAAAAUCCAUUCAUAAUGUGAACGUACUUUGAAGAGACGAAACGAGAUUUAUUGUCGUUGGAUUUAUUCAAAUAGUAUUCGGUUAGAAAUUUCAACUCGUCUAAAAUAUUAUGGUUUGAUAUUGCAAUGGCAACAAGCUAUCCAUCAGACACUGACAACUGGUUAUUGGCUGCAGUCGGUCUUAAGUAUCUGAAAGAAGGACUUGAGGAAUUUACCGAUCAAAGCCUCAGAAAGCAGCAUGAAGAUUUCCUUAAAGCAUUACCUGCUAAGACCGGACAAUGUAUUCAAUGUAUUCAAUGCACAAUUAAUAAUAUUCUGCCCAGUCACAACACAACAUCAUGUAGAAAAGCAAAAUGUUGGUGUAGAGAUAAAAAGAGACGGCGUUUGUGCCCAGUCGGACAAUGCAGUCAAAUGCAUGACUUAAUUGCUUCCUCACAUCGUACAGGAGAACCAAACUGGUCAAACACAGAUCCACAGAAAUGGCAUGCUAAUCAUAUCAGCAUAGGGGCAUGUUUUAUAAACACGCCAGGUUACAAGCUGAAGAGAUCAAUAACCGAGAUUGACUGUUCGGGAAUCCUGAGCAUCAUGAUAAACAACAAGUUGUUUGACCAGAUACUUGGAGGUGGAAACGCAGCCAAUUGCAGUGACGAUCUUAAAAAGGCCCUAGACGCCAGGAACGAGAUUUUUCAUGAACCAAACCUCCAGCUACUGUCAAGUAAAAUGCAACAUUACAUCAGCUUAUUCAUCAAGAUAUUGAACUUUUCGAAGAUACAAAAUACUCCUGUUGUACAAACAGCACUAGAAAAACUGGCAGAGAUAAAAAGCGGUAACUAUUUGCUUAGUAAAGCUGAGAAAGACGACGUUUUGAAAUAUAAAGAAAGAGCAACUUCAGAAUUGGAAGUCGCUGCAUCGUUCGCUUUGAAGAAAAUUGAUGACACGGAAAAUAGAAUAGACGUUAAAGCUGAACGGGCUAUUGCUUUAGUAGACCAAGUGUCACAACAGUCGUCCCAAAGGAUAAACGUUCAAACAGAUCAGGCUGUUGCUAUGGUAGAGAAAGUAUCAAAACAGUUGUUCCAGCGAACAGACACGCAAACGCAGCAUACUGCCCUGUUGGCACCUUUAUCAGAAUGGUGGCAAAAACGGAACCUUAAGCGUGACCUCAUCACAUACUAUAGACGUGAGUUUAAUACACUGUCUAUAUCACCUUUAUUUCAAAAGAAUGACGCACCAUUGCUGCAACUAUAUGCAACUCCAUCGUUUUACCAUAUAGAAGAAACUUCAGAAUCACAGGACCUAUUAUCAGGAACGUUUGAGAUGAAUACAUACCGUGUUGGUAAGUCAAUGAAAAGGAUAGGAUCAUUGAAAGAGAUAUUCUUUUACAAUCAAAGACUUAACCAUUGUAUUUAUGUAACGGCUGAUGCUGGAUAUGGGAAGACAUCAUUUUCAAAAAAAUUAUUGAUUGACUGGUGCCAAGCACAAGACACUGUAAAAUCAGAUAUGCAGUUUUACCAAGAGAGUGAAGUUGCAAUUAUGAAAUACUUCGAUUACUUGUUUUUCGUUCCGCUCAGAAAAUAUCGUCAUGCUGAAUAUUUAGAUGAUAUGUUACACAGCCAACUGGUUAAUUGCUUACAUCACCGAUAUACCAAAUCAUUUCUUAAAAACACUUUAGAGAAGAAACGUUGUCUUAUCAUUAUUGAUGGCCUCGAUGAGUGGAUGCCCUUAGAAGGCGGGAGUGAAUCUGAAAUUCCUGAAUGGAAGUUUAGAAACACUUGCAGCGUUCUAAUUACAACCAGGCUUUGGAAAUUUAGCACCCUCAGCCCAAAACCUACCGAUAUCCACGUCGAAAUGUCAGGAUUUAAUGUAGCAGACAGCCGUGAGUUGGCGUGUAGAGCAAUAACUUUCUUAAACCAGAAGUAUGGAACUGAUAAAAGUUCAGAUAUAUUCUGUAAUGAACUUGUUGAACACAAUCUACAUGACCUCGCACAGGUACCAUUACUGUUAAUGCAAUGUCUUUGUCUAUGGUUUGACGGUAAAUCACUGGGAAAAUCACACUGUGAAAUCUAUUUCAAUUUGAUAGAAUUUUUGUCCUUAAAGAAUGAAGGUAGACUGAGUCAGUCGGUAACAGAGUCUGCUGAAUUACAAAGCAUUGGCAUUUCUUUACCAAACUGGUUCAGAGAAAAUAGAAAUUGCUGUAGUCAGUUUAAUUAUCUUGUUGCUCUAGGGAAACUGUCGUUUUUCACAUUAUUUAGCACAGAUAGGACACCGUCUUUGGUUUUUGAUAGGACUGUAGCAGGCAUGUACAUCACACCUGAUGAAUUGGCUUUUGCUAAAGAUAUAGGCUUAUUAACGAUUGAAAAAUCUUACGGAAAACAGUCUUCAAGACAAAGCACUAUUUCGUUUAUACAUAAAACAUACCAGGAAGUUCUAGCCGCUCUUUACAUUGCCACCCAGCAAUCUCCAUCAGAUAAAACUUAUAAUACGAUAAAUCAAUUUUGCCAGUCCGUUGAAAACAUUCUUGCAGUGUCGAAUGUUUUCAAAUUUCUAUGUGGCCUGUGUGCAGAAAAGUUUGAGCGCAUUGCUGAAAUGUUUACGCCUGUUUUAACAAAAUACAGCAGACACCUAAUCCCGUCUGAAUUUGACAAUACAUUAUUUAGUUAUCAGAAGAUGAUAAUAAAAUGCUAUGAAGAAGCAUGCUCAUCAGACACACGAAUGGAACAUGAUUUCAAAUUGUUCGAUAUACUCUUAAACGGCAAUAUGUGUGUACAGGAUUUAACAUUUCUCAAACACACUGAUAAGACAGACGUUAUUUCAUUAAACAUGUCUGGUGGAGCAUAUUCUUCUUUCAUGUUUGAAACUGUAACGGACGUUUUACGAAAGUCAGUAGAUCUAAAGCAGCUAGAUUUAAGACCAACCUCACUGCAGCACAAUUUCAAUAUUUUAGACGUUUGCUGUUUCAAACACAUUCAGAGUUUGAGUCUUGCUAAUUUCGAAGUCUCCAACUUAGACUUGUCAUCAUUUUUACAGCUACAAUUCCUACACUUACAUGCACUCGAGUUGUUAAAUCAUUUAAACAUACCACAAUCUCUGUGUUGGUUAGAACUACAGAACCUAACAUGUUUAGAAGGUCUGAAUCUCUCACUAUCGAAAAGUUUGAUCCAGUUACAUUUAAACACACUUUCAAAUAUAACACAACUAGAGUUGUCUGCUUGUACACAACUUCAGUUGGUACAUUUGAGAGAUCUGCAAGAAAUCAAACAACUAGACCUGUCGUCUUGUAAACAGCUUCAGAAGGUACACCUGGAGAAUCUUUGGGGAAUAGAACAGUUAGACCUGUCUUCAUGUGAACAGCUUCAGUAUUUACAUCUUGAGAGUAUUUCGAGAAUAAAUCAGCUAGAUCUCUCUACGUAUAUGCAGCUUCAGAAAUUACAUAUAAAAGGACUUCUGGACCUGAAACAACUUGACAUAUCUGGUUGUACACAUCUACAACAUUUACAUCUUGCUAAUCUUCAGGAAACAAAUAGACUAGACAUGUCUGCGUGUAUAGAGCUCCAGACCUUGCAUUUGGAGGAUCUGAAAAGGGUAGAGAAACUAGAUCUGUCUGCUUGCAGAGAACUUCAGCAGUUACACUUGAAAGGUCUUCGGGAAGUAAAAUCACUAGACUUGAUUGCUUGUGUUGAACUUCAACAUUUACAUCUUGAAGAGCUUUUAGGAAUAGAGCAGUUAGAGCACUCUGCUUGUACAAAGCUUCGUCACUUACAUCUAGAGUAUCUUUGGGUGUUAACAGAAUUUAAACCACUUGGUUUUUCACAUCUUAAGCAGUUAUAUCUCGUGGAUCUUCAGGGAUUUAACAACCUAGACCUUUCUUCUUGUACACGCCUAGAACAUCUUCAACUCACGGGUCUAAAGGAAAUGAAGCAGCUAGACAUUUCAGCUUGUAGACAUUUACAGCUGUUACAUGUGAAGAAUUGCCAGAAAAUAAAUCAACUACAUCUGUCCGCUUGUUCAAAGUUAGUGAACUUACAUAUUAUCAAUCUUAAAAAACUUAAACAACUGAAAUUGUCAGCCUGUACAAAGCUUCAGCAGCUUCAUCUCGAGAAUAUUCAUCGAUUAAAAAACCUAGAUCUGUCUGCUUGUGUGCAUCUCCAGCAGCUAUAUCUGAGUUAUCUUGUGAAAAUGAAACGUUUGGAAAUGUCAGAAUGCACACAGCUUCAAAGCUUACAUUUGGAGUAUCUUUGGAGUAUAAAACAAUUAGACCUGUCAUCUUGUCAGCGGAUUCAUAAGUUAAACAUGAAGGGCCUGCAGGACAUGAAGCUUUUAGACAUGUCUGUUUAUACACGGCUUCAGCAGUUACAUCUCGAGGAUCUCAAAGGGAUAAAGCUUUUCGAUCUGUCUAUGUGCACACAAAUUCAGCAGCUACAUCUGAAAGAUCUUCAGGGAAUAAAACAACUUGACCUUUCAGCUUGUACACAGCGUCGUCAUUUGUGUAUGAAGGGACUUCAGGAAACAAAACUACUAGACCUAUCAGCGUGUACACGGAUUCAACAGUUACAUCUCGAGAAUAUUAAGGAAAUAAAGAAAUUAGACCUGACUUGUUGUGCACCGUUAUAUCGGGUAUAUCUCGGGAAUCUCCAGGGAUUAAAUCAACUAGACAUAUCAGGCAAUACACAGCUACAGUUUCUGCGUCUCGAAAAUCUCCAAAGAUUAGAAAAACUAGACCUGUCAGCUUGUACUCAUUUGCAGAAUCUACAUUUAGAUUUUCUACCGGAAAUAAAACAUAUAGACCUGUCGGCUCGUACACAUCUUCAGCAGUUCAGUGUGAAGGGUCUUACUGGAAUAGAGAGAUUAAACAUGUCUGCAUGUAUACAGCUUCAGCAGUUACAUAUGAAUGAUCUUCAGAAUAUGACUGAACUAGAUGUGUCUGCUUGCACAGAGCUUCAGACGAUACACAUGGAAGAUCUAAAGGAAAUAGAGCGACUAGAUUUGUCUGCGUGUACACAGCUUCACCAGUUACAUCUGGGGUAUCAUUUACGGUUAAAUCAGCCAUACAUUCCUGAUUAUAUACAAUGUCAGCAGUCAAAUCUUAGCACAUUAAGACAACUAGACCUGUCUGCUUGUGCACAGCUACAGCAGUUACAUCUUUAUAGCAUUCGGGAAAUGCAAUUUCUAGACCUUUCUGCUUGUAAACAUCUUAAGCAGCUACGCCUAGAUCUUCUUUUGGGAAUAAAAACACUAGACCUGUCAGAUUGUAGACAUCUUCAGCAGUUAUGUCUGAAAGAUGUUUGCAAACUAGCGCUACUUGACCUGUCUGCAUGUAUACAACUUCAGCGUCUACAUCUAGAAAAUGUUCAUGAAAUUCAACAACUCGAUCUUUCAGCUUGUACAGUGAUAACAAAUCUACACUUGGAAAGUCUCCUUAAGUUAGAACAGUUGAACUUAAGUUCCUGUACAGAACUUCAGGAGGUUUAUUUUUCAAAUAUACCGAUUCCCGCACCAGACCUAUUGCACUGCCCCUCGGUAACUGAUGGAGAUGAGCUGUAAAAUAUUAAUCUAUUCAAAUAACAUUAGGCAAUACAUAAAGUGUAUGGUAAAAUGUUUAAACGGCCUUUGUAAUAAAUCUUUGCAUGACAAGCUAUAAAAGGAGGAUUUCAAAUUUUGCGUAUUUUAAUCAAAAUCAAUAAUGCUUUACGAGGAAAUAUUGAAAACUUUAAGUUUAGCACCCUCACACUAUAAGGCAGUGCAAGUUUAAGCAAAAAUAUAUUAUAAAAUAGCUUUAAAUGACCUCAGUGAACAAAAUGGAACAGAAAUAAGAACAACGCUUAAUAAAAUCUGAAAAGAGGAUCCCUAAGAAACACCGAGAACAAGGCAAACAGGGAAAAUUGAAGACUCAGGUUGAUUGAGUCUGUUCAUAAGCAGUUAUGGAAAAUGCAACUCUGCCCACGCCCACCAAAACCCGGGCUGGAAUAUAUAAUGGUACAAUCAACGGGGGCCGAAUCACUCAAGUUCAAACUACCCUUUUUAAUGGCCGUUUGUGGCUUUUAUUUUAGUCCAAAUGGCAAUACACUCUUUUGAAACAAAAGCAUUUCCUAUUCAUAUAUUUGAUCAAGCAUAAACAAAACACAGAAUUUCAAUUUUGCCUAGCAUUACGGGUUUUGAAACCUGACAGUUCGUAUUGAUUUGUGAAAUAAAAGACGUAUUUUUGUAAAAUUACUAUAGAUACUAGUAUAUAACAAACAUUUUCUCAUAACGAUUGAGAAUAGAAUUUAUUAUGUUUGUUUUAUAGAGACUAAUUGACAUAUAAUAAAUAAAAUGAUAAAUGCAAAUCGCUAUUCAUUACGAAGUUGUACAUGUUUCAACUGCAUGCCAUUCGUGCAACAGGACAUAUCUCAGUUAUGUCUCAGAUAUUUUAAAAUUUAUCUGUUAUCAGCCUAUUUCUAAAUCGUGUUUGACACACCACAGGAAUCGCAUCUGCUUUCUAUUAGAGCAAUGAAACUCAUAUAAUCAAUGUAUGAAAUCUUCUAAAAAGUGGUAUAUCUGUUUUAAUAUGUAUGUAUAUACUUAUCAAAAUAGCUGACACGGAACUUAUCCUUUUGCUUAUAUCUUACAAAGUAUUGAACAUACUUUUUGAUAGCUUAUAACUACUAUUGGACUUUUUUAUUCUCUUCAAUAAUAUUCUAUACCAUUAUUUUAAAAUACUUCUAAUAUAUCUUCCAAGAUGUCAACUUUGCCCAGAUUAAUGUUUUCAACGUAAGUUUUCAGUUACUUUAAUUAAACUGGUAUAUGUUUUUUUUUAUUUUGAAUUUUACUCUAGUUGCACCUGAAUUUCUGUGGCUGUGUUUGUGGUGCUCUGCUCUGUGCUUCCGGGAAAUCUACCCUUACCUUUUAUCUUUUGAUAUAUCUUUUACUCAUUUUUACCAUAUGUUUUAUUUUCAUAAUUUAUAAUAUUUAAUCCAUUAAGCUAUGAUAUUGUAAUUUUUAAUGUCUUUCAUUCAAAUGUGAUAUUUUGAGAUUAUUUCUUACUUCAAAUUAUAUCUAUGAUAGUAAUUUAUUAAAGCUAAAUUUCAAUUUAUUAAAAGUCUUUCAAAAUGUGCUACUUGAAGUUCAAUACUUCAGUAAUUCCGAUUUUUGUUUUCUUCCUAUGUCAUACAAUAUUAUAUAUUAAGGACAACUAUUGAGCUUAUGUUUACCCAUUUUGUGUUAUCCUUGGCAUAUAAUGUUUUGUGACUUGGCAGAUUUCAAUUUAAAUUCAUACAGGUUUGUUUAUUGUUUAUUGCAUGUAUAUGACAAGUUGCUAUGUUAAAUUGAUACAUUAUAUGUUGAAAUAGUCAAUCAAUUUGUUAUUAAAAUGUUUAAAUCACAUAAUGGCCUCGUUUCAGAUUUUAAAAUCUGACAGGUAACGACAUUUUACUCGUCUUGUUUUCGUUGUCAUUUGUAUAAAAUUUAGUGUUUAGUGUAUUAUUUUAACAUUUCAAAAACGGGUUGAAAUCGUGGAUUUGGUUAGUAUAUACAUGGGUCGAGGUUACUGAAGUUUUUAUAUUUUGGUAGCAAUAUAUCCUUUUUGAUGUAUGCUAAGUUUGAAAAAUGUAGUUGUUAUUAAGAUAUGAGCACAAUAACAAUUGGCGGCUUAUGUGUUUUGUCGAGGCUACUGAAGUUUUAUAUUUUGGUAACAACAUAUCCUUUUUGAUGUACGCUAAGUCUGAAAAUGUAGUUGUUAUUAAGAUAUUAGCACAACAACAAGUGGCGGGUUAGGUGUUUUGUUCAGUCAAGUUUUGUUAAGAUUUGCAAACGUUAUUAAUUGUUGAGAAUGUUCGGCAUAAAUAUUAGCGGUAAGACAAGUAUUGUACGCUUUGUAAUUUGAUAUCACGAGGACUCAACAUAUACAUUUAUCUUGGUAUAGUUUUAAUUAAUUUAUCGUUUAGAAGGUAACGUAUAUCGCAUUUAGGGCUACUUAUAAGUCAUGUACGUCUUGUUAAAACUGCUUUUUGUAUGUUAAGAUAUUUUACUGAGUAUAAUAACUAUAACUACUGUAUUAUAGUUAGCUAUGUGUCAAAUCGAAUUGUUGUGCAAAACUUUGUCAAGAUACCAACUGAAAAAUGUACUUGAUUGGUCUUAUUCAACAUUGUAUAAAUAAAUUCCAUAGCGCAUCUAAUAGAGAACGAAAUAAAGUUAGAACUUUUUGUAAUUGUUGCAGAAAAAUAUUUCAAAUUGAUAAUGCCUUUGCAACACAGGUCAAUAUUUUGUAAGUUUCACUGUAGUGUUUCGCAUAAUAGGUUAGGAACAAACCGGUACGAAAUUUUAAGUUAAGAGAGUAGAAAGUGUCCUUAUUGUUUUGACAUAAACAGAGAUAUGUGUUUUCUAAAUGGCAGCUUGCAACGAUAUUUUGAAAAAACACUUUGGUAAGCUGAUGGAUUUGUUAAAAUUAUUAACAAUUAAUCAUUAACACUUUUUUCUGUAUUAAGUGAGUUUCUUGAUAAAUGUUUUUCACUGGAAAUAUUUCUACAAUUUGAUGUUCCUUUUCUGGUUGCCCAACAAAAGAAGCGUAUCUAAACUUAAACAUAAAUCUAAUAUUCUUUGCCUAAGGAAAUGACUUGAUACAUGUAUAAAAACCAUUGUAUAAAAAGUGUCAUAGAUUUUCACCAUUGAGUUUAUUGCACCGAAAUCCAUUAGAAAUGCAUGUUUGUAGAAUUAUUUAUGACCAUGUUUUUCCUAUCUGGGUUGUUGCAACCAAGAUAGAUUGAAAAUAGACGAGUGUCGAACCUACAGGCUGUAUCAAAACUAGCAUUUUGUUUCAGAGACUUGAAAUAUCCCAAUAUCUCUCGAAUGUAAAAAUAAAACUAGAAAUUAUAUUGAAAUGAAACGAAAUAGUCUUUUAUAGUAAAGGGAGGUUAUUACAAAAUGUCAUAAAAUAAUAAAACACAGUUCUUAUAUUUUUACAUUUACUGUUUUAUGGGCUGAUUGUAAUAUUGCAUUAAUUCAAAUCUUUAACUAGCAACUGUGUCUUUGUAUCAUAGUUAAUGUGUGAAAGUAUGUGUAAAGUAAGUAUAUAAAUUUAUAAUCAGUCUCAUUUCUCCUAUUAUACAUUGGCAUUAUUUAUGAUAUGUUAACAUUUUAUGACACGUUUUGUAAAUGAAUGCUGAUAGAAAUACAGAAUGAAUAUGAAGAUAUCUAUCACAUUACAUUUUCACCAACCAUCUCAUUGCCUGGCUGUUCAGUAUUUGUAUACCGGAACUAUAUCUGGGAGACGUGAUUCGUGUUCACUUCAGAUGUAUUUGUGGUGAAGAUGUCCGUGCCCAUCUUUCAGUUGUUUUAAAGUAUUUUACCAUUAGAUAUUUCUUUCAAGUGUCAACGAAUUUCACUUUAUCAAAUAUCGAAAAUAAUUAUUGUGUAUUCAUUACUACAGGUCAUAAAGAAAUAGUCAUUUGUUAAAAAAAAACUUCCAGCGUUUUAGCGGUAAUACAUUAUGAUAAUUUACCCUUGUUAAACUAUACAUUUAUUAAGUGUGCACUGUAUAAAACUAAUGCACAGUGCCGUUUGUACGCGUAAGUCUUUUCAUUUUAUGUUGCUAUAAACUUAAAGUAGUACAUUUGUAUAAAACUUUAACAUAUAAAAUUUGGGUCUAGAACAUUUUUAGAUUUCCUGCUGCAUUUGUUUGUAAAUCCUCUUUACUUGUUCUGGUAUUGAAUUAUUUCGUUUGUUUUGUUUUCAAUGAACAAGAGGGAGAAGAACGACAUAUAUAUCCUUCGUUGAAACAAAUACAGACAUUCUGUAUGCAAAAUCUGUAGCCUUACAUAAAUAGGAUCAGAAGAAAAACAAUAGUUUAGUUUAAAAUAUGUGGCUAAAUAUUUUAAUUUAAAGGCUUUUCACUUUUUGUGUUAAUGUUGAAAUAAAAGCUGAAACAUUUUUUUUUACCUGUCUCAUACUUUUAAGGUAUAUCAGAUCCAAAUUUCAUAAACAAUUACUUCAUAUAUUUUAUGUCAACAUAAAAAUAACAAGUUUAGCGUUAACAGUACAAUGCAUUAGAUUUAAAAUAGUAUACACAUUGUAUACAUGAAUAAAUAAAACAGUAUAAAUGUGUACUACCACUAAAACUCCCGGCUGUUGUUUUAACACUCAACUGUUACUAUAUGACAUUUAAAACCCCAAAAGGCUUCACAUUAUAUAUUAAAAACAGAUGGUACAUCUGUCCAUAUAGAUGAUGUGCAUACUUACAUGGUUAGACUAGAACUACUUGAAAUACUGUACAUGAACUUAUACAGUUAGUGCUGUAAAGGGAGGAAAUCAAAAACAAUGUAUUCAAUAAAACUUUCUACUAUGUUAAUCAAAAUUCAACCCUUUGACAAAUAUUCGAGAAAACAUUUGUUGAAAAUAGGAUUUUACAAGAAAUAAAUACAUCUUAUGUUCAUAAUAAAAAAAAAAUAAGGCUGGCAAAUUAUAAACAAAGGCAUUAUGAGUUUAUAUGAUAUGAUUAUGACUGUACCUCUGUAUGCAAAUUUAAUAUUAUAUAUAUUUAGUAGAGUUAAAUACAUUUGAUGAUCAUUUUAUACAUUUGAAAUAAAAAGCUAAAGAUAACACAUUUUAGCGUAAGAUUGCCAUUGUAACUAUUAGUACAUUUUAUAUUGAUUAUGCUGAUUUUGAUGAUGUUGAUUGAUGUAAAUAAUGAGGAUGAUAAAGAUAGAUACAUGUUGUGUAAUUUUAUGAGUCAUUUACAAUUUAUGUAUUGUUAUUAAAUCAUCUAUUGAUAUAUUCCAAGAGUUUGGCCUUUGUUUUGUCAAUGAUGUAAUUGUAUGAUAGUUUGUAGACGACUGGCUCAAGAUGUUAGAUGGUAGGGACUUGACUUUAGUCAAACAUGAAUAUCGGACUAUUUUUAACAAAAUCAUAAAAUAGGUGUCUUUUAUUCUUGAUAUUAUAUAAUUGAUCCAUUCGUAGAGGAAACUUGUAUAAGUGACGUGAUAUAGUUAUUAUUUCAUCAUAAAUUGUAUUAAAUACUUCAAAACCA